Molecule: messenger RNA, 2202 nt
Organism: Daktulosphaira vitifoliae (grape phylloxera)
Lineage: Eukaryota; Metazoa; Arthropoda; Insecta; Hemiptera; Phylloxeridae
Exons: 4
Coding region: 281-1918 (545 amino acids)
Molecular function (GO): protein binding
Source: RefSeq, a predicted model, not a curated record
AGUACUAAGGUGAUUUUUGGGUCAUAGAAACAAGCUGUGUUUUUAUCUAUUUUUAGUUUAUGUUAGUGAUUAUGACGAUCCUUGAUCAGUUAAACGACCUACAGAUAUCACUACCUAUGUUUAAAUAAAUAUAUCAUAAACCAGCUUAUCAUUAUUUCAUAAUAAUAAAACUUGACUCAGAAAGCUAAGCGAGUGACAAAAGAUUUACUCUUCCGACAAGAUGCAUCAAAUAUCAUUAAUAUAAUUAAAUAUUUGAUGUUAUUUUUAUUGCAAGGCCAUUAUGAAUUCAUUGCCAUUAGAGAUUAUCACUGGUAUAUUAGAAUAUUUAUCUCCAAGUUCUCGUAGACAAAUGAGAUUGAUAAACAGGAAGUGGUAUUUUGCAUCAUUACAUCCAUCAUUAAUAAAAAAUGAACUUAUAACAUAUCAUGAACAGUUCUCAGACUGUCAAAAAAUUAAAAAUUCUGAUAUUGAUGCCGUAGAAAAUUUGAAAAAUAUUAUUACUUUAUCUGAAAGAAAAUUAUUCAACUUAAAACUUUGCAGUAUAAAUCCUUCAAAUAAUUUAACAAAUUUUCAAUUGUUGAAAAAUAAUCUAGUAUCAUUAUAUUUAUGGGAUAUAUAUUGUCUAACAGAUAUAUUUUUUGAAACUAUCUUGGAAUGUCACAAUUUAGAAAUUCUUGAGCUAAAGAAAAUUGGUACAACGUCAAUUAAUGUAAAAACUCGUAAAAAAUUAUUAAAGUUGAAACGAUUAGAUUUUGACCAAAUAAAUUUAACAGAUAGUGAUUUUACUCAAAUAAUUUUGUGUACACCCAAUAUCAUAGAUAUUGGUUUUAAAGAUUGUCAUAUUUUAGAAUGGCCGCAAGCAAUAAAAAGAUUUUAUCCGAAUUAUUUUUCUUCGAUUUUUAAAUAUUUCAAUUCUAAUGAUAUAUUUACACCAAAAAAUAUUGUAAAUAAUUUAGUAACUAUGAAAAAUCUAAAAAACUUGAGGUUGAACCAAUGUUGUUAUAUUUUUUUACAAUUGUCACAGAAAUUAACAAUUGUAUCUCUUAUUUUAAAUUUAGUUAGUAAACAGUCAUACAAUAAAAUCUUACUUAAAGAAGUCCUAAGUACUCACAUAUCUCUUAUAAAUCUAGAAGUUUAUUCUUUGCCUUAUUCCUUGCUUUCAGCAGUAUCUAAACUUCAUAAUCUUAAAUCAAUUAAAAUUAUAUUAUUGACAAAUCCAAACGAUUACACCUUGAACAGCCAAAAAGUUGUUCAUCUUAAUAAUUUUUUUAUCUCUUUAUGUAAUUUUCAUCAUCUUAAAGUAUUUACCCUUAUACCUUCAAUUGAUCACUCUUUGUUUCCUCAGGCAGUUAUUCCAGACAAAAUAUUAAUCAAAUUAAUAUCUUUGGAUUGUUUUAUUGAUGACUGUUUAAAAUUAACACAACUUGGAAGUAAUUUAACAAAUUUAAGAAUACGAAAUGGUGAUAUUUUAACUGUAGGACAUUUACAACUUAUUUUUACACAUUUAACCAAGUUGAGAUUUUUGUGGAUUGAUAAAUGUCAUACUUUGAACGAUAGUGUUAUUAUAAAAUCAUCAUCAACAUUAGGAGAAAAAACCUGUAUAAUUUCUAAUCUUAAGGGUGCUGAGUUGACUCUUGAAGUAUUACGUACAGUUAAACUAUUAGAUUUAAGAGAGUUAUGUAUAAGCAAUAUUACCAUACUUGAGUGUAUAAAAUUGAAAAAAUUUGAUGAAUUUGAUAAAAGUUGUAAAUUACUUGGUCAAAAUGUUCCUGAUUUAGUACAACUAUCAUUAGAAAUCUUACAAGACGAAGCUAGAACAAUCAGACAUUCAAAUUAUGAAUAUUUUAACCCUCUCUUGAAAAAUGAAUUAAUAAAAUCUUAUUUUAAAACAUUAAAAAAUGUUAAUAUUUUAUGUUGAUUUAUUUGAAGAUUAAUUUUGCAUAAGUCAAUAAUUGUAAUAUAAUAAGGCUUUCAUAACUCAGACAUAAUUAUGUUUUACCUUGUAAAAAAUAUUAUUUUUUUAACAUGAAUUAGGUUGAAUAUUUAAUUAAAGAUAAUAAAUGUUCAACGACAAAAUAGAAUUAAAUUUAAAGUUUGGUUCAUGUAGUGUUGAUAUCUGUAAUUAAUGUUAGUAUAUAAUAGAGUAAUGUAAUUUUUAAUAAGUUGAAAAUUUUGUUAUAUUUCAGAUUAUUAAGUUUUAAA